Messenger RNA from Camellia sinensis, 2511 nucleotides. RefSeq names its product ubiquitin C-terminal hydrolase 22. Gene Ontology annotation, biological process: regulation of DNA-templated transcription; protein deubiquitination. Lineage: Eukaryota; Viridiplantae; Streptophyta; Magnoliopsida; Ericales; Theaceae. Gene Ontology annotation, molecular function: zinc ion binding; sequence-specific DNA binding; cysteine-type deubiquitinase activity. The record is from RefSeq and is a predicted model, not a curated record.
UAAAAAUUAAAUUAAAAAAAAAAUCACAUUUUUCCAUUUAAUCCCAAAUAAAAGAGAUAGAUCUGAAGUGAAGAAGAAAUUCAAUCCAAAACCCUAAUCUCAGAUCUCAUUCCCAUUUUUUUCGAUCCCUUCAUAUAUACCGAUAGAUUGAUAUAUACAUAGAUAUACCAAUAGAUUUAUAUAUUUAUAUAUAUAUAUAUAUAUAUAUUGCUGGAGAGAAGGGUUAGGGUUUGAGUUGUUUCACAUACAUGAUGAUGAUGGAUGAUCACUCGAAUCAUCAGAGGCGAAACGGUUUGCUGUUGCCGGAGACCUGUUCGCACUUGACGGAGUUCCGAUCGCGGCACGGUACGACGCCGUUCCGAGCUUUGCAGGACUGCCUUAGGGUUCGGCCGCCGCGCACGGCGGCGAUCCGCCGUGACCCUAACGAGGUACCGCGAUGCGGUUCUUGCGGCCUGUAUGCUCCGGCGAGGCUCUAUUUAUGCGUAUCGUGCGCCGCCGUCAACUGCUACGUCCACGCCUCCGCUCACGCGACGGCGACGGCGGCGGAGGGCCACGGGAUCGCGGUGGACGUCGAUCGAGCUGAGCUGUUCUGCUGCUUGUGCCGGGACCAGGUCUACGACCGUGAUUUCGACGCCGCCGUGGUCCUCGCGCUGACCGCCGCCUCGACGCUUGGUGGCGGAUCGGCUGGGCUUCGGAAGCGGCGGCGCGUGGAUUAUCGGCCGUGGACGCCUGAUCCGAUCGAGAGCACAUUGGUGGUGAGAAAUUCAAGCCGGUUGAAUGGAGAAUCGUCUUCGGAACUACCGUGGGGGUUGAGAGGUCUUAACAAUCUCGGGAACACUUGUUUUAUGAACUCUGUGUUGCAAGCAUUGUUUCAUAGUGUGCCUUUGAGGAACUAUUUCAUGAGCGAUCGGCAAAAUCGGCACUCUUGUCAUCAGAGGAAUGGUGUCAAGAAUUCGAGGCUAUGUUUGGCUUGCGACGUGGAUGCAAUGUUUUCAGCUGUGUUUUCCGGAGAUCGGAUGCCCUAUAGCCCUGUAAAAUUUCUAUACAGUUGGUGGCAACAUGCAGCUAACCUGGCAAGCUAUGAGCAACAGGAUGCGCAUGAAUUUUUCAUUUCCAUACUUGAUGGAAUUCAUGAAAAGAUGAGAGACAAAAGAAAGCCCCACAGUCAAGACAAUGGAGACUGUUGUAUUGCACAUAGAGUGUUCUCUGGCGUCUUGCAAUCCGAUGUCAUGUGUACUGCAUGUGGUUUUACGUCAACAACGUAUGAUCCAUGUGUUGACAUCUCAUUGGACUUGGAACCAAAUGGGGCAUCAACAAAAUCCCUUCAUUCCUGUAAUGGCGAGGCAGAUUCCAUGAAUUCAAGCCAAAACUGUGGAAUAGCUACCCUGACGGGGUGUUUGGACCGCUUUACAAGACCUGAGAGAUUAGGUUCUGACCAAAAGUUUUUCUGCCAACGGUGUCGAGUGAGACAGGAAUCUCUCAAACAGAUGUCUAUAAGGAAGCUUCCAUUGGUUUAUUGUUUUCACAUCAAAAGAUUUGAGCAUUCUCCGAUCCGAAAAAUGUCAAGAAAGGUUGACCGCUAUUUACAAUUCCCAUUUUCCUUAGACAUGACACCUUAUCUUUCUUCAUCUAUCUUGAGAAGUCGAUUUGGAAACAGAAUAUUCUCUUUUGAUGGGGAUGACCCAGAUGCUUCCACUGAGUUGUCUUCGGAGUUUGAGUUGUUUGCUGUCAUCAGUCACAAAGGCAAACUAGAUGCUGGCCAUUAUGUGACUUAUUUGCGGCUAAGGAAUCAAUGGUACAAGUGCGAUGAUGCUUGGAUUAGUCAAGUUAAUGAAGACGUUGUGAGGGCUGCACAAGGAUACAUGAUGUUCUACGUGCAGAAGAUGCUUUAUUACAAAGAAAGUGAAAACCCAGUUGAAUCAUGAUAUGCCUACAGAAACUGAGUUUGUGGGUAAAACAAUUUGAUUGGGGGACAUGGUUAAUGCAGUUAAUGAAGAAAAUGGCCAUUGUCGUAUACCGAUACCCGCAAAAACCAGUGUCAUUGAGUUGUUGGCAUCUUCAGUAGGAAGAACAUGCAGCAGCUCCUUCAGCGCUCCAAGUACAUUUUUGAGAGGUAAUUUGUAUAUCUUUUGACUCUUUGUUGAAGCGUAAACUGAGCCUGAAUUUUUGAGGCAUUCUCCUGCAUUCAGAAGUUUUUUGACAUAAAAGUAUGGAUUCCGUUUUAAAAAAGAACAGAAAAAAAGGAAAAUGAAAUAGAAAAGAAUCGGUUUAGUUGAUUCAUUUUUUCUCCCCAUUCUAGUGUUGUUUGUGGGUUGAUUCUUUCUGUUCUGUGUUUUUUUUUUUUUUUUUUUUUUUUUUUUUUUUUUUUCUUCUUCCUCUUUUUGGAUGGAUUUUCUGGAGUUGCAACGCCUGGAGCUGUUGUUUGCUGAUGUACUAAUUCCAUACAUGGCAUGUCCAUGUUUCAAUCUGAAUUUUAGAGAUCUAUUGAACAAGCACUGGCUUUUCCUCUUC